Molecule: messenger RNA, 849 nt
Organism: Drepanopeziza brunnea f. sp. 'multigermtubi' MB_m1
Lineage: Eukaryota; Fungi; Ascomycota; Leotiomycetes; Helotiales; Drepanopezizaceae
Source: RefSeq, a predicted model, not a curated record
AUGACUAUUGAGUACCUCUGCAAGCCGGUACCGGCCAGGAUGUCAGAACACAGCUGCAUCUGCAUGGAUUGUGCACGAGGCAAUCCCGCAUCAGAAUGCGACCGCUGCUACCGCAUCCACAAGCAUACCGGCGAGGUCAACCAAAUGGACAGCCUGGCUCGCUGCCCCGAGAUCGCCACCCUCCUCGUCGGUCCGAACGAAACCAAGCUCACCUGCCACAAGGCCUUGCUGGGAUUCUACUCCAACGUGUUCGAGGCUUACAUCUAUACGGGCUCGCACAGCAGCCGCCAUGAGAAAGACGAGGAGCACGCGGUCAAACUGUCGCUCGAGCGACCCGAAGCAAUCGCGGUGUUCCUGACCUGGCUCUAUUCCGGCCAGCUGGAGUGCGAUAUCAGCGGCGAAGAGCUAUGGGCAUUGGGCGACCGUCUCCGCAGCCCACUUUUCUGCAACGAAGUCAUGCAUCUCCUCUACGCCACCUACGCCCACCGCGACAACUGGAUGACAGCCCAGAGCGCCUCAGUAGCAUUCGCGCAAGCCCCAGGCUCGCGGCUCUACGAAUUUGUCUGCGACUACCUGCGCGUCCAGGGCCCUCUGUGCGCCGCCGCUCUCCUCUCGCACGACGACGACGGGACGACGCGCCAGCUGUACGAGGGCGACUGGGACAGACUCAUCGCGGGCGGGGGCGACCUGGUCUUGUUCGUGGCCAAGCAUGAUGGCUUCGUCUAUGACUCGGGUCCGGAGCUGCCGCGGUACACUACUGGUAACAAGCAGGAGCACUAUCUGCUGGACGAGCAUCAUCGGAGCGUGGAUGCCUUCCUGGGAGGGAUCGAGGAUCAUGCGGGAGGUUGA